AUGCCUCAGAACUUCCUGAUCACCGCUGCCUCCGGCAAUAUUGGCCGAGAGUUGCUUCCCCUCCUCCAGCCUCUAGAGGGAGCAAGAGUUAUUCUCCCUACAAGCAAUGCUUCUCGUCUUGAGAAAGUCCUCCCACCUCCAAUCGACGGCUCGGCUGAGUUUAUCAUCGAGGAAGGCUCCAUCAGAGAUCCAUCUUGGCUUCAACAACAGCUUGUCAAAUACGAAGUCGACACCGUUUUCCUGUGUCUGACCGGCCAAGAUGAGCUCUUCACAACCAUGAACAUUCUGGACUGCCUUGCCAGAUCGAAAGUCGUUAAACACCUUGUCUAUAUCUCGGCAUGUGUUGACUUCACUACCCCUAAGGGUGUCCAAGAGCUUUUGAGCCAUUGUUCAGCAGGACAUAUUCUGGUCAAAAUUAUCACCGAGCAGAAAUUGUUAUAUGGUAACUUUCCAUACACCUGGACAAUUCUUCGUCCAACACUAUUCUUCUCCAACGACCUCAGAACGAAGAGGUCAAUGCUAGGCGCAAAUGUAUACUCUGAGCCACUCGGUGAGAUGGGAGUCAGUCGUGUGGCACCUUCAGACAUUGCUCUUGCUGUCAAGAAUUCUAUGGUAAACAAUGAGAAAUGGGCCAACAAGCACGUCUGCGUUGGAACGAAGCAGAUCUAUAAGGGAUCUGAAAUUGCGGAGCUGUGGUCCAAGGCAAUUGGAAAGGAAAUCAAGAUGCUUCCAAUCACUGAAGAGGGAUUCGAGAGUUUUGAGAAGCGAAUUGUUCCGUUCACAGGCCCAGAGCAGGGCAGAGAGUUGAGAUUGAUGGUGGAGUCAUUUGCUAGCCGAAAGCUCGAGAUGACUAGCGAGGAAUACAAGGAUCAAGUUGAGCUGCUCGGAAAGGAGCCGGAGUGUUACGAGACUUGGAUUCAAAAGGUGGGUGCUAGUUGGCAAGAGUGA
Penicillium malachiteum is the source of this 948-nucleotide messenger RNA. RefSeq names its product SDR family oxidoreductase. The transcript has a single exon. NCBI's taxonomy places the organism in Eukaryota, Fungi, Ascomycota, Eurotiomycetes, Eurotiales, Aspergillaceae. The record is from RefSeq and is a predicted model, not a curated record. The coding region runs from base 1 to 948 and encodes 315 amino acids.